AUGGCAGCGAGCGUGCGCCUGGGAGAGGUGACCAUGUCCCCACGAUGCAGCACCCUGGACCCCGCAGCUCAGGGUGCUGUCAGUACCCCCGGAUUCAAACACUGCUUCCAGCUUCCGAAUGUGGAAGAAAUCCCAGAAAUCCCCGGAUCGGUUGCCCCUUCCCCUGGCUGGGUGGUCGGUGGGGACGUCCUCGCCAGGCCAGCACGCCGACGGCAGCCGGGAGAGCUGGCCACAGAGACUGGCGCUGCGUUGGAGCUCUGCAGCGGCUGUAGCGGGCGCACCGUCGAUGGUGACAGCUUGUUGGCGUUUCCUGAGGUGAGCAGUCAGUCAGACCCGUGUCCUCGGAGUCAGUCGGACCCGUGCCGGGCCGGCACCCGGAGGGGAGAAGACUGGUUUGAAAAGGCCACUGUUGGUGUAUCCCAUAAUCUGACUCUGCGACGUGUGCGGCUGCGUUCUUCCAUGUUACGGAGAUGCGGCUCCGGGAGGUGGCUCUGCGGGGAGGGACCUGGGACGGGACGCCGAAAGGGGGAGCGAUUUGGGAUGCCGAAAGGAGGAGGGAUCCCAGGCAGUGCUGGCCGUCGGGAAAGCAUCCGUGUGUUUGGUGUGGGAAGGGGCUGGGGUCUGUCCAGCCCUGGUUCUUCAGUCUCCGCGGGGGAGAUGACACCCCCGGGAGAGGAGCACCGCGAUGGUGCAGCGAUGGGUUCCCUGUCGUCGUCAUCUCUCGGUGGUGGCUCAUGGCAAGUGCCUGUAAAAGACUGGAACAAGGGGGAGAAGGAGCAGGUCCCUGUUCCUGUUUACCACCCGACUCCUAGCCAGACUCGGCUGGCCACGCAGCUGACGGAGGAGGAGCAGAUCAGAAUAGCGCAGAGGAUAGGCCUUAUUCAGCAUCUACCUAAGGGCGUCUACGAUCCGGGAAGAGACGGCUCCGAGAAGAAGAUCAGAGAAUGUGUCAUUUGUAUGAUGGACUUUGUUUAUGGGGACCCUAUCCGAUUUCUGCCGUGCAUGCACAUUUACCACCUGGACUGUAUAGAUGACUGGUUGAUGAGAUCCUUUACCUGUCCCUCCUGCAUGGAGCCAGUGGAUGCAGCACUGCUGUCGUCAUAUGAGACUAACUGAGCCAGGGUUUCUCCACUCGACCUUCGAGGAGACCAUCCACUUUAAUGGGUUUGAUCCUUUUGUCAUUCAGCCCAAAGAGCCAGGAAUUAGGAAUUAAGAUCAUGCACAAAGUAUACAUUUCCUAAUAAAUGAAUAAAAAAUAUUCCUGAAUGGCUGCAAAUAUUGGAAAAAAACAUAGUAUUUUAGAGACUAUAGAAAAAGUAGGUUGUUAUUUUUAAUGUAAAGCCUUGACCCACCAUUGUCUUUUAAUGUUUGUUCUUACACCCAUAUAUAGGAAUCGUGUAAAGUGUUACAGCAACUGUAAAUGUUUAAACUGCGUGUAUCCAAUUUUAUUAGCAGCAAGGUAGGAGUAUUUUUUUCCUAAAUAAAGUAACCAGUUUUGUUCUGAUUCUUUUCACAAGUCCUGGCAUUUGGGUCAAGGCUUUAUUGAAAUCGACAUUUUAUAACACUGGCACAAAGAAAUAGUUUUAAGCUUGUUUGCACAGUUCUUUUUCCUUUUUUUUUUUUUCCAUUGGAGAUGGAAUUCAUUGCCUUAGGUCUUUUUAAUAGUGUAUUGUUAUUGUUGGGCUGGCUCUAUGCUUGAAAACCAGUUUAUUUAUAACCUGUUAAAAGUGCUAUAUUUUGUUUGCAGUUAGGAAUAUGCAGACUUCAAAGUGAUCUCCUAGCUUGUAAGCAAACUGAGAUGCAUUAUCCCUUUUCUACAAGUGAUGCGGAAUAGGAAGAUACGAAACAAGUCCUACAGUGAAAUUAUGGUUUCAUGGUUUUUAUAACUUGCUUCGGUUUUGAUGAAACAACAGUCCUUAAACUUUGUCACCUUUAACUUGAUUGGGUUAAAAGUGGGCCAGACGGACAACAAAUAGUUAAGCUACCAUGACUGGAAAAAAAUAUUUGGAACUAAGGUAGUGUUAGCGUUGAUCACUUACUCUACUUUUUUCUCCCUAAAAAUGGUUGUCUCUGAUCUUAGCAAAUGGAUACUGCAUCUCUCGUUCUUGUAGUUCUUAGGUUAUCAGAAGCUAAGAAUAAACAUACUGUAUCUCAGU
This is a messenger RNA of Opisthocomus hoazin, 2156 nucleotides long. Lineage: Eukaryota; Metazoa; Chordata; Aves; Opisthocomiformes; Opisthocomidae. The record is from RefSeq and is a predicted model, not a curated record.